Closterium sp. NIES-65 is the source of this 10699-nucleotide messenger RNA. Lineage: Eukaryota; Viridiplantae; Streptophyta; Zygnematophyceae; Desmidiales; Closteriaceae. The record is from the annotation of a GenBank genome assembly.
UCGCUGCACUCACCGCCAAUCGCUGCACUCACCGCCAAUCGCUGCACUCAUCGCCAAUCGCUGCACUCACCGCCAAUCGCUGCACUCACCGCCAAUCGCUGCACUCACCUCCAGUCGCUGCACUCACCGCCAGUCGCUGCACUCACCGCCAGUCGCUGCACUCACCGCCAGUCGCUGCACUCACCGCCAGUCGCUGCACUCACUGCCAGUCGCUGCACUCACUGCCAAUCGCUGCACUCACUGCCAGUCGCUGCACUCACCGCCAGUCGCUGCAUUCACCGCCAGUCGCUGCACUCACCGCCAAUCGCUGCACUCACCGCCAAUCGCUGCACUCACCGCCAAUCGCUGCACUCACCGCCAAUCGCUGCACUCACCGCCAGUCGCUGCACUCACCGCCAGUCGCUGCACUCACCGCCAGUCGCUGCACUCACCGCCAGUCGCUGCUCUCACCGCCAAUCGCUGCACUCACUGCCAGUCGCUGCACUCACUGCCAGUCGCUGCACUCACUGCCACUUGCUGCACUCACUGCCAGUCGCUGCACUCACCGCCAAUCGCUGCACUCACCGCCAAUCGCUGCACUCAUCGCCAAUCGCUGCACUCACCGCCAAUCGCUGCACUCACCGCCAAUCGCUGCACUCACCGCGAGUCGCUGCACUCACUGCCAGUCGCUGCACUCACUGCCAGUCGCUGCACUCACCGCCAAUCGCUGCACUCACCGCCAGUCGCUGCACUCACCGCCAGUCGCUGCACUCACUGCCAAUCACUGCACUCAACGCCAGUCGCUGCACUCACCGCGAGUCGCUGCACUCACUGCCAGUCGCUGCACUCACUCCCAAUCGCCGCACUCACUGCCAGUCGUUGCACUCACUGCCAGUCGCUGCACUCACCGCCAGUCGCUGCACUCACCGCCAGUCGCUGCACUCACUGCCAGACGCUGCACUCACCGCCAGUCGCUGCACUCACCACGAGUCGCUGCACUCACUGCCAGUCGCUGCACUCACUCCCAGUCGCUGCACUCACCGCCAGUCGUUGCACUCACUGCCAGUCGCUGCACUCACCGCCAGUCGCUGCACUCACAGCCAGUCGCUGCACUCACUGCCAGUCGCUGCACUCACCGCCAGUCGCUGCACUCACCGCCAGUCGCUGCACUCACUGCCAGUCGCUGCACUCAAUGCCAAUCGCUGCACUCACCGCCAAUCGCUGCACUCACUGCCAGUCGCUGCACUCACUGCCAGUCGCUGCACUCACUGCCACUUGCUGCACUCACUGCCAGUCGCUGCACUCACCGCCAAUCGCUGCACUCACCGCCAAUCGCUGCACUCAUCGCCAAUCGCUGCACUCACCGCCAAUCGCUGCACUCACCGCUAGUCGCUGCACUCACCGCCAGUCGCUGCACUCACCGCCAGUCGCUGCACUCACCGCCAGUCGCUGCACUCACCGCCAGUCGCUGCACUCACCGCCAGUCGCUGCACUCACCGCCAAUCGCUGCACUCACCGCCAAUCGCUGCACUCACCGCCAAUCGCUGCACUCACCGCCAAUCGCUGCACUCACCGCCAAUCGCUGCACUCACCGCCAGUCGCUGCACUCACCGCCAGUCGCUGCACUCACCGCCAGUCGCUGCACUCACCGCCAGUCGCUGCACUCACCGCCAAUCGCUGCACUCACCGCCAAUCGCUGCACUCACCGCCAAUCGCUGCACUCACCGCCAAUCGCUGCACUCACCGCCAAUCGCGGCACUCACCGCCAAUCGCUGCACUCACCGCCAGUCGCUGCACUCACCGCCAGUCGCUGCACUCACCGCCAGUCGCUGCACUCACCGCCAGUCGCUGCACUCACCGCCAAUCGCUGCACUCACCGCCAGUCGCUGCACUCACUGCCAGUCGCUGCACUCAAUGCCUAUCGCUGCACUCACCGCCAAUCGCUGCACUCACUGCCAGUCGCUGCACUCACUGCCAGUCGCUGCACUCACUGCCAAUCGCUGCACUCACUGCCAGUCGCUGCACUCACCGCCAGUCGCUGCACUCACUGCCAAUCGCUGCACUCACCGCCAAUCGCUGGACUCACCGCCAAUCGCUGCACUCACCGCCAAUCGCUGCACUCACGGCCAAUCGCUUCACUCACCGCCAAUCGCUGCACUCACCGCUAGUCGCUGCACUCACCGCCAGUCGCUGCACUCACUGCCAGUCGCUGCACUCACUGCCAGUCGUUGCACUCACCGCCAAUCGCUGCACUCACCGCCGAUCGAUGCACUCACCGACAAUCGCUGCACUCAUCGCCAAUCGCUGCACUCACCGCCAGUCGCUGCACUCACCGCCAGUCGCUGCACUCACCGCCAGUCGCUGCACUCACUGUCAAUCGCAGCACUCACUGCCAGUCGCUGCACUCACUGCCAGUCGCUGCACUCACUGCCAAUCGCUGCACUCACUGCCAGUCGCUGCACUCACCGCCAGUCGCUGCACUCACCGCCAGUCGCUGCACUCACCGCCAAUCGCUGCACUCACCGCCAAUCGCUGCACUCACCGCCAAUCGCUGCACUCACCGCCAAUCGCUGCACUCACCGCCAGUCGCUGCACUCACCGCCAGUCGCUGCACUCACCGCCAGUCGCUGCACUCACCGCCAGUCGCUGCACUCACCGCCAAUCACUGCACUCACUGCCAAUCGCUGCACUCACCGCCAAUCGCUGCACUCACCGCCAAUCGCUGCACUCACCGCCAGUCGCUGCACUCACCGCCAGUCGCUGCACUCACCGCCAGUCGCUGCACUCACCGCCAGUCGCAGCACUCACUGGUAGUCGCUGCACUCACUGCCAGUCGCUGCACUCACUGCCAGUCGCUGCACUCACCGCCAGUCGCUGCACUCACCGCCAGUCGCUGCACUCACUGCCAGUCGCUGCACUCAAUGCCUAUCGCUGCACUCACCGCCAAUCGCUGCACUCACUGCCAGUCGCAGCACUCACUGCCAGUCGCUGCACUCACCGCGAGUCGCUGCACUCACUGCCUGUCGCUGCACUCACUCCCAAUCGCUGCACUCACUGCCAGUCGUUGCACUCACUGCCAGUCGCUGCACUCACCGCCAGUUGCUGCACUCACCGCCAGUCGCUGCACUCACCGCCAAUCGCUGCACUCACCGCCAGUCGCUGCACUCACUGCCAGUCGCUGCACUCAAUGCCUAUCGCUGCACUCACCGCCAAUCGCUGCACUCACUGCCAGUCGCUGCACUCACUGCCAGUCGCUGCACUCACUGCCAAUCGCUGCACUCACUGCCAGUCGCUGCACUCACCGCCAGUCGCUGCACUCACCGCCAAUCGCUGCACUCACCACCAGUCGCUGCACUCACCGCCAAUCGCUGCACUCACCGCCAAUCGCUGCACUCACCGCCAAUCGCUGCACUCACCGCCAAUCGCUGCACUCACCGCCAGUCGCUGCACUCACCGCCAGUCGCUGCACUCACCGCCAGUCGCUGCACUCACCGCCAGUCGCUGCUCUCACCGCCAGUCGCUGCACUCACCGCCAGUCGCUGCACUCACCGCCAGUCGCUGCACUCACCGCCAGUCGCUGCACUCACUGCCAGUCGUUGCACUCACUGCCAGUUGCUGCACUCACCGCCAGUCGCUGCACUCACCGCCAAUCACUGCACUCACCGCCAGUCGCUGCACUCACUGCCAGUCGCUGCACUCAAUGCCUAUCGCUGCACUCACUGCCAGUCGUUGCACUCACUGCCAGUCGCUGCACUCACCGCCAGUCGCUGCACUCACCGCCAGUCGCUGCACUCACCGCCAAUCGCUGCACUCACCGCCAGUCGCUGCACUCACCGUCAGCCGUUGCACUCACUGCCAGUCGCUGCACUCACUGCCAGUCGUUGCACUCACUGCCAGUCGCUGCACUCACCGCCAAUCGAUGCACUCUCCGCCAAUCGCUGCACUCACCGCCAGUCGCUGCACUCACCGCCAGUCGCUGCACUCACCGCCAGUCGCUGCACUCACCGCCAGUCGCUGCACUCACUGCCAAUCGCUGCACUCACUGCCAGUCGCUGCACUCACUGCCAAUCGCUGCACUCACUGCCAGUCGCUGCACUCACCGCCAGUCGCUGCACUCACCGCCAGUCGCUGCACUCACUGCCAGUCGCUGCACUCAAUGCCUAUCGCUGCACUCACCGCCAAUCGAUGCACUCACCGCCAAUCGCUGCACUCACCGCCAGUCGCUGCACUCACCGCCAGUCGCUGCACUCACCGCCAGUCGCUGCACUCACCGCCAGUCGCUGCACUCACCGCCAAUCGCUGCACUCACUGCCAAUCGCUGCACUCACUGCCAAUCGCUGCACUCACUGCCAAUCGCUGCACUCACCGCCAAUCGCUGCACUCACCUCCAGCCGCUGCACUCACUGCCAGUCGCUGCACUCACUGCCAUCGCUGCACUCACCGCCAGUCGCUGCACUCACCGCCAGUCGCUGCACUCACCGCCAAUCGCUGCACUCACCGCCAGUCGCUGCACUCACCGUCAGCCGUUGCACUCACUGCCAGUCGCUGCACUCACUGCCAGUCGUUGCACUCACUGCCAGUCGCUGCACUCACCGCCAAUCGAUGCACUCUCCGCCAAUCGCUGCACUCACCGCCAGUCGUUGCACUCACCGCCAGUCGCUGCACUCACCGCCAGUCGCUGCACUCACCGCCAGUCGCUGCACUCACUGCCAAUCGCUGCACUCACUGCCAGUCGCUGCACUCACUGCCAAUCGCUGCACUCACUGCCAGUCGCUGCACUCACCGCCAGUCGCUGCACUCACCGCCAGUCGCUGCACUCACUGCCAGUCGCUGCACUCAAUGCCUAUCGCUGCACUCACCGCCAAUCGAUGCACUCACCGCCAAUCGCUGCACUCACCGCCAGUCGCUGCACUCACCGCCAGUCGCUGCACUCACCGCCAGUCGCUGCACUCACCGCCAGUCGCUGCACUCACCGCCAAUCGCUGCACUCACCGCCAAUCGCUGCACUCACCGCCAAUCGCUGCACUCACCGCCAGUCGUUGCACUCACCGCCAGUCGUUGCACUCACCGCCAGUCGCUGCACUCACCGCCAGUCGCUGCACUCACCGCCAGUCGCUGCACUCACCGCCAAUCGCUGCACUCACCGCCAAUCGCUGCACUCACCGCCAAUCGCUGCACUCACCGCCAAUCGCUGCACUCACCGCCAGUCGCUGCACUCACCGCCAGUCGCUGCACUCACCGCCAGUCGCUGCACUCACCGCCAGUCGCUGCACUCACUGCCAAUCGCUGCACUCACUGCCAGUCGCUGCACUCACUGCCAAUCGCUGCACUCACUGCCAGUCGCUGCACUCACCGCCAGUCGCUGCACUCACCGCCAGUCGCUGCACUCACUGCCAGUCGCUGCACUCAAUGCCUAUCGCUGCACUCACCGCCAAUCGAUGCACUCACCGCCAAUCGCUGCACUCACCGCCAGUCGCUGCACUCACCGCCAGUCGCUGCACUCACCGCCAGUCGCUGCACUCACCGCCAAUCGCUGCAAUCACCGCCAAUCGCUGCACUCACCGCCAAUCGCUGCACUCACCGCCAAUCGCUGCACUCACCGCCAGUCGUUGCACUCACUGCCAGUCGCUGCACUCACCGCCAGUCGCUGCACUCACCGCCAGUCCCUGCACUCACCGCCAAUCGCUGCACUCACCGCCAAUCGCUGCACUCACCGCCAAUCGCUGCACUCACCGCCAAUCGCUGCACUCACCGCCAAUCGCUGCACUCACCGCCAAUCGCUGCACUCACCGCCAGUCGCUGCACUCACCGCGAGUCGCUGCACUCACUGCCAGUCGCUGCACUCACUCCCAAUCGCUGCACUCACUGCCAGUCGUUGCACUCACUGCCAGUCGCUGCACUCACCGCCAGUCGCUGCACUCACCGCCAGUCGCUGCACUCACCGCCAGUCGCUGCACUCACCGCCAGUCGCUGCACUCACCGCCAGUCGCUGCACUCACUGUCAGUCGUUGCACUCACUGCCAGUCGCUGCACUCACCGCCAGUCGCUGCACUCACCGCCAGUCGCUGCACUCACCGCCAGUCGCUGCACUCACCGCCAAUCGCUGCAAUCACCGCCAAUCGCUGCACUCACCGCCAAUCGCUGCACUCACCGCCAAUCGCUGCACUCACCGCCAGUCGCUGCACUCACCGCCAGUCGCUGCACUCACCGCCAGUCGCUGCACUCACCGCCAGUCGCUGCACUCACUGCCAAUCGCUGCACUCACUGCCAGUCGCUGCACUCACUGCCAAUCGCUGCACUCACUGCCAGUCGCUGCACUCACCGCCAGUCGCUGCACUCACCGCCAGUCGCUGCACUCACUGCCAGUCGCUGCACUCAAUGCCUAUCGCUGCACUCACCGCCAAUCGAUGCACUCACCGCCAAUCGCUGCACUCACCGCCAGUCGCUGCACUCACCGCCAGUCGCUGCACUCACCGCCAGUCGCUGCACUCACCGCCAAUCGCUGCAAUCACCGCCAAUCGCUGCACUCACCGCCAAUCGCUGCACUCACCGCCAAUCGCUGCACUCACCGCCAGUCGUUGCACUCACUGCCAGUCGCUGCACUCACCGCCAGUCGCUGCACUCACCGCCAGUCCCUGCACUCACCGCCAAUCGCUGCACUCACCGCCAAUCGCUGCACUCACCGCCAAUCGCUGCACUCACCGCCAAUCGCUGCACUCACCGCCAAUCGCUGCACUCACCGCCAAUCGCUGCACUCACCGCCAGUCGCUGCACUCACCGCGAGUCGCUGCACUCACUGCCAGUCGCUGCACUCACUCCCAAUCGCUGCACUCACUGCCAGUCGUUGCACUCACUGCCAGUCGCUGCACUCACCGCCAGUCGCUGCACUCACCGCCAGUCGCUGCACUCACCGCCAGUCGCUGCACUCACCGCCAGUCGCUGCACUCACCGCCAGUCGCUGCACUCACUGUCAGUCGUUGCACUCACUGCCAGUCGCUGCACUCACCGCCAGUCGCUGCACUCACCGCCAGUCGCUGCACUCACCGCCAGUCGCUGCACUCACCGCCAAUCGCUGCAAUCACCGCCAAUCGCUGCACUCACCGCCAAUCGCUGUACUCACCGCCAAUCGCUGCACUCACCGCCAGUCGUUGCACUCACUGCCAGUCGCUGCACUCACCGCCAGUCACUGCACUCACCGCCAGUCCCUGCACUCACCGCCAAUCGCUGCACUCACCGCCAAUCGCUGCACUCACCGCCAAUCGCUGCACUCACCGCCAAUCGCUGCACUCACCGCCAAUCGCUGCACUCACCGCCAAUCGCUGCACUCACCGCCAGUCGCUGCACUCACCGCGAGUCGCUGCACUCACUGCCAGUCGCUGCACUCACUCCCAAUCGCUGCACUCACUGCCAGUCGUUGCACUCACUGCCAGUCGCUGCACUCACCGCCAGUCACUGCACUCACCGCCAGUCGUUGCACUCACCGCCAGUCGCUGCACUCACCGCCAGUCGCUGCACUCACCGCCAGUCGCUGCACUCACUGCCAGUCGUUGCACUCACUGCCAGUCGCUGCACUCACCGCCAGUCGCUGCACUCACCGCCAGUCGCUGCACUCACCGCCAAUCGCUGCACUCACCGCCAGUCGCUGCACUCACUGCCAGUCGCUGCACUCAAUGCCUAUUGCUGCACUCACCGCCAAUCGCUGCACUCACUGCCAGUCGUUGCACUCACUGCCAGUCGCUGCACUCACCGCCAGUCGCUGCACUCACCGCCAGUCGCUGCACUCACCGCCAAUCGCUGCACUCACCGCCAGUCGCUGCACUCACUGCCAGUCGCUGCACUCACUGCCAGUCGCUGCACUCACCGCGAGUCGCUGCACUCACUGCCUGUCGCUGCACUCACUCCCAAUCGCUGCACUCACUGCCAGUCGUUGCACUCACUGCCAGUCGCUGCACUCACCGCCAGUCGCUGCACUCACCGCCAGUCGCUGCACUCACCGCCAAUCGCUGCACUCACCGCCAGUCGCUGCACUCACUGCCAGUCGCUGCACUCAAUGCCUAUCGCUGCACUCACCGCCAAUCGCUGCACUCACUGCCAGUCGCCGCACUCACUGCCAGUCACUGCACUCACUGCCAAUCGCUGCACUCACUGCCAGUCGCUGCACUCACCGCCAGUCGCUGCACUCACCGCCAAUCGCUGCACUCACCGCCAAUCGCUGCACUCAACGCCAAUCGCUGCACUCACUGCCAAUCGCUGCACUCACCGCCAAUCGCUGCACUCACCGCCAGUCGCUGCACUCACCGCCAGCCGCUGCACUCACUGCCAGUCGCUGCACUCACUGCCAGUCUCGCUGCACUCACCGCCAGUCGCUGCACUCACCGCCAGUCGCUGCACUCACCGCCAGUCGCUGCACUCACCGCCAAUCGAUGCACUCACCGCCAAUCGCUGCACUCACCGCCAGUCGCUGCACUCACCGCCAGUCGCUGCACUCACCGCCAGUCGCUGCACUCACCGCCAGUCGCUGCACUCACCGCCAGUCGCUGCACUCACUGAAAGUCGCUGCACUCACUGCCAAUCGCUGCACUCACUGCCAGUCGCUGCACUCACCGCCAGUCGCUGCACUCACCGCCAGUCGCUGCACUCACCGCCAAUCGCUGCACUCACCGCCAAUCGCUGCACUCACCGCCAAUCGCUGCACUCACCGCCAAUCGCUGCACUCACCGCCAGUCGCUGCACUCACCGCCAGUCGCUGCACUCACCGCCAGUCGCUGCACUCACCGCCAGUCGCUGCACUCACCGCCAAUCGAUGCACUCACCGCCAAUCGCUGCACUCACCGCCAGUCGCUGCACUCACCGCCAGUCGCUGCACUCACCGCCAGUCGCUGCACUCACCGCCAGUCGCUGCACUCACCGCCAGUCGCUGCACUCACCGCCAGUCGCUGCACUCACCGCCAGUCGCUGCACUCACUGCCAGUCGUUGCACUCACUGCCAGUCGCUGCACUCACCGCCAGUCGCUGCACUCACCGCCAGUCGCUGCACUCACCGCCAAUCGCUGCACUCACCGCCAGUCGCUGCACUCACUGCCAGUCGCUGCACUCAAUGCAUAUCGCUGCACUCACCGCCAAUCGCUGCACUCACUGCCAGUCGUUGCACUCACUGCCAGUCGCUGCACUCACCGCCAGUCGCUGCACUCACCGCCAGUCGCUGCACUCACCGCCAAUCGCUGCACUCACCGCCAGUCGCUGCACUCACCGCCAGCCGUUGCACUCACUGCCAGUCGCUGCACUCACUGCCAGUCGUUGCACUCACUGCCAGUCGCUGCACUCACCGCCAAUCGAUGCACUCACCGCCAAUCGCUGCACUCACCGCCAGUCGCUGCACUCACCGCCAGUCGCUGCACUCACCGCCAGUCGCUGCACUCACCGCCAGUCGCUGCACUCACUGCCAGUCGCUGCACUCACUGCCAGUCGCUGCACUCACUGCCAAUCGCUGCACUCACUGCCAGUCGCUGCACUCACCGCCAGUCGCUGCACUCACCGCCAGUCGCUGCACUCACCGCCAGUCGCUGCACUCACCGCCAGUCGCUGCACUCACCGCCAAUCGCUGCACUCACCGCCAAUCGCUGCACUCACCGCCAAUCGCUGCACUCACCGCCAAUCGCUGCACUCACCGCCAAUCACUGCACUCACCGCCAGUCGCUGCACUCACCGCCAGUCGCUGCACUCACCGCCAGUCGCUGCACUCACCGCCAGUCGCUGCACUCACCGCCAGUCGCUGCACUCACCGCGAGUCGCUGCACUCACUGCCAGUCGCUGCACUCACUCCCAAUCGCUGCACUCACUGCCAGUCGUUGCACUCACUGCCAGUCGCUGCACUCACCGCCAGUCGCUGCACUCACCGCCAAUCGCUGCACUCACCGCCAGUCGCUGCACUCACUGCCAGUCGCUGCACUCAAUGCCUAUCGCUGCACUCACCGCCAAUCGCUGCACUCACUGCCAGUCGCUGCACUCACUGCCAGUCGCUGCACUCACUGCCAAUCGCUGCACUCACUGCCAGUCGCUGCAUCACCGCCAGUCGCUGCACUCACCGCCAAUCGCUGCACUCACCGCCAAUCGCUGCACUCACCGCCAAUCGCUGCACUCACUGCCAAUCGCUGCACUCACCGCCAAUCGCUGCACUCACCGCCAGUCGCUGCACUCACCGCCAGUCGCUGCACUCACUGCCAGUCGCUGCACUCACUGCCAGUCGUUGCACUCACUGCCAGUCGCUGCACUCACCGCCAAUCGAUGCACUCACCGCCAAUCGCUGCACUCACCGCCAGUCGCUGCACUCACCGCCAGUCGCUGCACUCACUGCCAGUCGCUGCACUCACUGCCAGUCGCUGCACUCACUGCCAAUCCCUGCACUCACCGCCAAUCGCUGCACGAGGGCGUCUCUCUCCCGCUCCCGCUGCACCAACAUCUCUGGAUCCAUCCCCACCGCACUCCCCCCGUCCCCGCUCCCCCUUCCCCCCGCCUCCACGAGCUCGCGGAUCUGGCGCUGCAGCACGCUGACGUGGCAUGCCAGCUGGCCCUCCUUGUGGCGGAGCGCCGCCACGUGGUGGGCGGCCUCCUCCGGUGGCAUCUGCAGCAGCUGCUGCGACCUCCUCUCCACCGAUACCGCCUGGGGCGAUGGGGGCGCAUGGGAGGGCGGGAGGGGGAAAAGGGGUGUGAGAGGAGGUGA